GAGGUGGAGGAGGAGGAGGAGGAGGAAGAAGAAUCACAGGCACAGUGGACUGCCAGAAACAACAUGAAUCACUUACUGUUCCUCCAGCUUGUGAUGUGUCAUUAGUUCACGAAUCUCUGCCACUUGCUUGGGCUCUAGGGACUUCCAGGGCUGGGCUAGAGUCAGGAACAUGGGGAGGCACAAGUCCAGCUUGUGGGGAGGCUGCCAUGGGGUUGAACUGUGGGGACCAGGUCUGAGUAGGGGUUCUCCAAGGUUGGGAUGGGAUGUCAGUCCAAGCAUAGUCCCGGGCUCGCAUACCUGCUAAGGGCAAUGUCCUUGGUCAGUGUGGACAUCUCAAGCCUCCCAAGCCAGUCCUACAUGACCCAGCCUUGGGGCCUCAGCUCCUUCCCCAGGGAGGAGGAACGGAGAGAGUACUGACAAAGCUAAGGCCCCAAGGAGCUGGCUCAGCCGGGGCUAGCACUGCUGGGCACAGCAAGCUGGACAAGGCUCCAAGGAGCUACUCAGGAGGGGGAGUCAUGGCUUGGCAGGAGGCAGAAUGGGGGCUUGGGCAGCCUGACAGUACACAGGCUGACAGAGUAAAUGCCAACUGUUGUGUUUCCUGUGCACUUCUGCCUGCCCAGGUAUUCUACCAGACCAGCUCUUCCAGCUCCCCUGGCUCAGGGCUGGGCAGUGCCUAGUGUGGUUGGGUGAGGGUGGAGGGUGGGGAUUCAGGGCAGAGGCCUCGUCAGGUCAACCCUGGAGAGAUACAGGCUCAGCAUACAGCAGCACACAUUGCCUAGGUACUCAUGGGGUCGGGGGAAAUCUAAGCUAAGGAAUGGAAGGACAUCAAGGGGAUGAGACAUUCCACCUCAGAACUGUCCAGGACACAGAAGGGCCCUCCUCAACAACAGUGGGCACUUACCUCAUUUCCUCUACACCUGGGUGCCCCAAGUUCAGAGAUAAUGACAGUAUCCAACUAUACCCAUUCCCAGGGUGUCUGACAGGGUGAGAAUGCAGGGCCCAGCCCAGGCUCUGACCCUGCUGGGGCCUCCUCAGGACUCUCCACAACUGCCCUAGACCUCUCCCCCAGGCAAGAGGGGCAAGGAGUUGGGCUAGCCCCGCCCCCCUCAGCCCACCAUCAUCUCCCAGGGCACUGGUGGGCAGAGGCGGACCACAGAUUAAAGGCGGCCAUUUCUCUGGCCCCAGCAGCCUGGGCAGGAGCACUUGACAAAAGCUCAUGGCAGGAUACCUCUGUUUCCCCAGUCAACCCCUGGCACAAGCUCACACAGGCCUGUGUAUACAUACCCACGCUACCACGCCUGUCUGUGGGCCCGCCCCCGGGGCCUAAUUGUAGGUCAGGCCUGGACACACUUUGCUGGAGGAGCAGUGGCAGGUGUUGCUGCUGGAGGCAUCAUGGCUGGGGGUGUGUGGGGCCGGGGCAGGGAAGGCCCUGUGGGGUCCCUGACUCUGACAGCGCUAGCUGAAGGAAUCCGGGCCAGCCAGGACCAGCCUGUGGGACCCCCUCCCCGAGGCCCUCAGGCUGAGCCCCUGAAGCUUGGACCUGAGGAUAAGACCCAUCCCCAAACACCCACCACUGCCUUUGAGGCCCAGCCUGGGACUGAGGUGGCUUCACCCAGAGCUGGCAGUGAACACUGCUAUAGUGUUCAGGAGCCAGCCUCUCAGGUGAGUAUUAAGGGAUGGGGUGCUGGAGCUGGGGAUGGAGACCACCCACAACAAAGUUCUUUUUAGCAAGUUGAGAGGGAUGGGGCAUCUGGAGGACCAGAGAAAAGAGCUGGGAGAGGCUUGGGGACUUGAUAUACUCCACUGUCCCUGCCCUAGGUCCCCCCGGGUUCCUGGGAGGAAGGGACCCUUGCUGACCUCAUGCUGUACACGGCUGCCUGUCUGGAGGAAGCUGGCUUUGCCGGGACCCAGGCUACAGCACUCACGUUGUCCUCAACCCUGGAGGCUUGGGGUCAGCGACUGGAGGACCAGGUGCACAAUCUGGUGCGAGGGCUGCUGGCACAGGUGCCUAGCCUGGCAGAGGGGAGACCUCGGAGGGCCGCCCUACGGGUGCUGAGUGCACUGGCCCUGGAGCAUGCGCAGGACGUGGUGUGUGCGCUGCUACCUCGCUCAAUGCCCCCGGACCGGGUGGUAGCCGAGCUGUGGCGAAGCCUAAGCGGAACCAGCGAGUAA
Messenger RNA from Nannospalax galili (Upper Galilee mountains blind mole rat), 2172 nucleotides. RefSeq names its product maestro heat like repeat family member 6 (gene Mroh6). Gene Ontology annotation, cellular component: cytoplasm. NCBI's taxonomy places the organism in Eukaryota, Metazoa, Chordata, Mammalia, Rodentia, Spalacidae. The transcript has 3 exons. The coding region runs from base 1861 to 2172 and encodes 103 amino acids. The record is from RefSeq and is a predicted model, not a curated record.